AUGGCAUCCCAACGUGUGGCGAACUCAAUGCUCGUGCUGAGGAUCAUUGCUCUGGCGGCCUCGGUGGCAACUAUAGCCUUGGUGGUUACUAAUAAUGUCAAGUUUGAAUCUCUUAAUGAUUUCGAGUGGAAAUUCCAAGAUAUUAUGGCUUUCAGGUACGUGCUAGCAGCAGCAGCUAUAUCAGCAGCGUAUGGGUUAAUACAGCUUCCAUUUGCAGUGUACUAUGCUGUGAAGCAGAAGAGAUUGAUACGUAAUGGAUGCUUGUCAGAUUUUGACUUCAUUGGCGACAAGGUGAUUAGUCUGGUGCUGGCAUCAGCGGUAGGUGCAGGAAUUGGCGUGUCUUACGAGAUCAAGAAAUCUUUGGAGGAUACAUUUAAGAGUGAAGGGAUUCCAAAGAGUGACCCGAUCAGGUCCACAGCGAACAAGUUUCUUGAUAGAGGGAUUAUUGCUUCGUCUGUUCUAGCUUUGGCCUGCCUUUGCAUGGCUAUCGUCUCACUUAUUUCCUCCAUUCAUCGAAGCCGAAGCAGAGGAGGCCUUUUCAACUGA
This is a messenger RNA of Prosopis cineraria, 546 nucleotides long. RefSeq names its product CASP-like protein 4D1. The coding region runs from base 1 to 546 and encodes 181 amino acids. The transcript has 3 exons. The record is from RefSeq and is a predicted model, not a curated record. NCBI's taxonomy places the organism in Eukaryota, Viridiplantae, Streptophyta, Magnoliopsida, Fabales, Fabaceae.